Molecule: messenger RNA, 4600 nt
Organism: Lethenteron reissneri (Far Eastern brook lamprey)
Lineage: Eukaryota; Metazoa; Chordata; Hyperoartia; Petromyzontiformes; Petromyzontidae
Product: MAM domain-containing glycosylphosphatidylinositol anchor protein 2-like
Biological process (GO): homophilic cell-cell adhesion
Cellular component (GO): plasma membrane
Molecular function (GO): protein binding
Source: RefSeq, a predicted model, not a curated record
UACCUCUAUUUUCCUCUCCCCAUCUCUCGCUGCGUCGUGACUACGCGCUCCCCCGUGCAAUCGUGAGCGAACUGCAGCGUUUCGACCCUCGCGCGUUGCGUGUUGCGCGUGCGUGCGAGCGGCAGUCACCCGCCAGUGCGUAUAUGGUGCGCGUCAUCUCGUCCUGCCAUGGCCAAUUCCUCCGGUCGAGCGCGGUGAGCGCGUGGUGCGCCUCCGCCGACGGAGCGGCGUCUUCUCCUCCGCGGUGUCGAAGCGAGCGGGACCUCUCGGAGGGGCGCCCCCCCCCCCCCUCCACGGGCCAAGCGAGCGGGCGGGGGGGGUGACCCCGCGAGACCCCCGUUCCCGCCUCCUCCCCGUUAUAUAUUCCUCCCCCCCCCCCCCCCCACGGCUGACCGUCGCCCACGCACUCGGUCCGCAGCACCACCGGCGCCUCUGGGCGCAGAACCCCUCCUCGUUCGCUGCGAUUGACGCGAGGACUCGACGCAGAAGAGAUGGCGACACGAGAGAGCGGGAGAUGCCGAGGAUGAGGAGGAGCCGAGCGCCGUGAUUCGCGACCAGCGCCGGCCAUCGCUGCUCCUCCAUCCUUCACCCCCUUCUCGCCUCCAUCGCACGCUCUGCGGGUCUCCGAGGAGGCUGAGAACACCCGCCUCGCAGCGGCUCUCUCGCUUCUCGCAGGAGGAGCGGCGCCUUCAGGCACCGGGGCCCACAGGGGCAGGCGGACGCGGCCGAUUAUAAUUGGGCCCGCGGGACAGGAGCGACCGGAGAUCGCUCUCGUUCUGCUGCGGCCGCUCUUGCUGCUGCCGCUGCUGUUCGCGGCUAUAAUUGGCGCAGGGAGGGGCCAGGUUCCGUCGCGAGUUGCGUCUGGACGGUGGCGAUCGCGGCGCCGCUGGGACACGGAGACGUCGCUCGAGGUCCAACGCGCACGGUUGUGUGGGGGAGCCCGCGGGAGAUGAGGUCCUUUGCCCUCGGAGGGCGCUUCGACAACAGCCCCGCUCCCGGGUCUCUGGGCCGCGCGGACUGAGGCUUGGAACCCUACUUCGACGGACCGAUCGCGCGCGACUCCCCUGGAGCCCCAGACCGGAGACCCCGGAGAGCAGAAAGCGUGGGACCCUCGGACCCCCCCCCCCCCCGGGGUGCGUCAUGGUUCUCCUGGCGUGGGCGCUCCUCGUGUGGCUGCGGCGCGCCUCCAGCGCCGACGCGUCAGGACCGGGAGUUUACGCUCCCCCUGAGGCAAGAAUCGUCUCCACGGGGCAGUCGUGCAAUGGACAAGAUGAGGGUCAGAGCGAGCGCGCGUUCGCCGUGCGCGAGGGGGACACCCUGGAGCUUACCUGCAUCGUCAAGGGUCACCCCCACCCACAGAUUCGCUGGACCAAGACGUCGAGCACGAGCUCGGACAAGCUGCAGGAGAUGAAUCUAUCCAACGAGACGCUGCGCAUCAAGAACAUCACGCGGCAGCAGGCGGGCUACUACUGCUGCCGCGCCGAGAACGGGAUCGGGCAGCCGGCCAUAUUCUCCUCCCGUGUGGACGUUCACUACCUGGACCCGCCCGUGCUCAUGGUCCACCAGAACGUGGGGGAGGCGAAGUACUACCAGGAGCGGACCACCUUCCUGCGCUGCUCCGCCAACUCGAGCCCCCCCGCGCAGAUCACGUGGCUGCGCGCGGGCCACGUGGUCAAGCAGGAGCAGGACGACGGCAUCAGCGUCUACAAGCCGCUCUUCGUGAAGGACGAGCCCAUGGUGCUGAAGCUGAAGAACAUGCGGGACAAGGACUACACGACGUACAGCUGCGUGGCGUCCGUGCGCAACGCGUGCGGCAUCGAGAACCUCACGGCGAGUUUCCAGCUCACAAACAAGACCGCGCCCCCGCAGAGCCGCAUCCGCGACGCGGAGAGUCUGGUGAUAAACCCAGGUGACAGGGUCUUCGUGCAGUGCGACGCCGUGGCUGGGUACCCCCACCCCUCCCUCUCGUGGUCACGUUUGGGGGGGCGUCUGCCCCCUAACAGUUGCGUCUCGGGCGGGAAUUUCAGCCUGGCGCGGGCGCACCGUGAGGACGCGGGCACGUAUUACUGCGAGGCGUUCAACCGCGUGGGCGACCCCUACCGCCGGCCCGUGACCAUUGUGGUGCGAACUCUGCGCCAGGGCCGCUUUUGGAUCACCCCGGACCCGUACGUAGAGGAUGGAAACAUCACCAUCGGCCGCGGGGUGAAUAUCACGUGCCAGGUGGAGGCCGUGCCUCUGGAGGAGCUCACGUACACGUGGUACAAGAACGGGCGCGUGCAGUCCAGCACGAGCCACAUGGUGAUCACGCCCACCGACGUGGACAUCCACCCGGGCACCUCCAGCCUCGCCAUCAUCAACCUCAAGUUCACCGACUUUGGCACCUACACGUGCGUGGCGUCGCUCAACAAUUACGCCAUCCCCAACAUCAGCAUCGACGUGAACAUCUCUAGCAGCACUGUGGCCCCCACGGUGACGGUGCCCAAGGGCCGCUCCGUGGUCACGGUGCGAGAGGGCAGCGUGGCGGAGCUGCAGUGCGUGGUGAGCGGCAAGCCCAAGCCCGUGCUGCUGUGGUCCCGCGCCGACCGCGACGCUCCGAUGCCGGACGGGGCACCGCACACCGAGAGCCACGACGGGACCCUGCGCUUCGCCAACGCCACGCGCAACAUGACCGGCACCUACCGCUGUCAGACGGGCCGCUACAAUGGCUUCAACGUCACCCCCCGCGAGGCCAACGUGCAGCUCAUCGUGCAGUACCCCCCGCAGGUGGAGCCCGUGGCGAGCGAGAUCCGUCAGGCGCUGGGCCGGCGCGUGUCGAUGCGCUGCGCGGUGCUGCGCGCGUUGCCCGCGCGGCCCCUCGAGUAUGAGUGGCGACGCGGGGGCCCCGUGCUGCGCUCGGGCCUCGUCGAGUCUCUGGACAUCGCGAGCCUCUCGGCCGGAGACUACGGCUCCUACACGUGCACCGUGACCAACGAGGCCGGGUCCUCGAGGUGCCUCUUCAACGUCACCGGCCGUGCCUACGCACCAGAGUUCUACUACAACCGGUCGCACCCGAUCCGCACGGUGGGCGACAUGUACGCCUAUCAGCUCGAGUGGACCCAGGCGCUGCCGGAGGCGGUGGACCGCGUCAAGACCUACAAGCUCGAGUACCGGCGGGUGGGCACGUUGUUGUGGCGCAGGGUGACCUUGCAGGCGCUGCCCCUGGGGCGUGGGCAGCUGCACGAGCAUGUCCUUCCCGACCUGCAGCGGCCCCACUCCUACCAAGUGCGGCUCACGCCUGUCUCGCAGUUCGGAGAGGGAGACACGGCCAACUUCCUCGUCCACUACAAAGAGGACCCACCCCCCUUUCCCUCGUACCCCCUAGAUCUCAACGGCUCGGGAACCCUGACCCCUGCCUCCGCGUGUCAAUUUGAGGAGAAUCUCUGCGGCUUCGCGGCGGACCCGACGGGGACGUUCAACUGGACGAGGCGAAGCCCCCUGACCAGGUCCAGGAGGCCGUCCAACACGGGGCCCACCCUGGACCGCCACAACACCUCGACGGGUCACUACAUGUUCCUGGAGGCUUCGAAUCCGCGCCGUGCCGGGGACCGGGCGCGUCUCCUGAGCCCCUGGUACAGCCCCCCGUGGCGCACCCACUACGCGAAGGUGAACAAGGACAUCUGCCUCAUCUUCUACUACCACGUGUACGGCAAGCACAUGGGCGCCCUCAAUGUGUACGUCAGAGCGGAGGGAGUCCCCGACAACCGCGUGUGGGGUCGCAGCGGCAACCAGGGGAACGCGUGGCACCACGCCGCCGUGGGCAUCGUGCCCCCGAAACGCUUCCAGCUGGUGUUCGAGGGGGUGCGCGGGAACGGGGAGGAGGGGGACAUGGCCUUGGAUGACAUCUCCGUGAUGCAGGGGCGAUGUGAGCGCUACGUCAACCUCAAGCCCUCGGUAGGAGUCGCCAGUCCCCUGGGCCGAGCGGGGAGGCCCCGCCGUGCCCACUGGUGGCUCGUGGUCGCGGGGUCCCUCGGCAUCUUCCUGCUCGGCAGAUGAUGACGAGGAGCAGCCCCAUCCGUGCACACGCACGCGCGCACACCUGUACACGCGUAUCCACACACACACACAAACCUACACACGUCGGUUAACAGAGUCCGGGGACAAGCGCUGUAAGCGAGUAGCACCUAUGGAGGCCGCCAUGGCACACGAGGUGGUGGAUGGCCAACGCCACGCCCUCGUCGCGAUGUUUACACAUCGCAACAGGUACUAAUUUGAGGCUGAGUCGACCUAGGAGAGGCCCAGAAGCGGUUCAGAUAAUCGUCACUGGUGCUGAUCGUGAGCGAGAAUCGAACUCGGGUCACAGGGUUCGUAGUGUAGCGUGCUAACCAUACACAAACACCUGUGCACACACCCCCAUAGACACGUGUGACACCCACACAUCUUUGGCACACCUGUGCCUACAGCCACAUUGCAUACACACCUGUUGACACACACACGCACAUCCUCCUCGCUCGGGGACCACAGCCCGGGCUCCUCCGCACUCACGCCUCCCACCCCCGAGGAUGAGCUCUCACCUGGAGCCCCAGGAGGGUGGACGCCAGGUGGUGGUGGUGGUGGGGGGGAG